AUUGUCCAUGAACGAAACAAAAAAAAAAUUCUAGAUAGGACGGAGUUAUUAUUAGGAAUAAUAAUACUUUUGAUCAAAAUUUGAUUUAACAAAAUGUUCAGUUGGAAAAACGAAGCAGUUGAGAGAGAUAGGCAAAAAAAUAUUUCAAAUAUUUUAGUAUUGGUGAUUGGCCUUUGCUUACCAAUGAUUAAUCUUUUACAAUUAAUGAGAGGUAAUGAUAUCAUGAAAUGAUCUUUCUGUUUUCCCUUCUAGUGCCCCCGCAGAAUAAACAAUUUUUCGGUAUACAAAAUAUCCUAGACGACGCAUUUUCAGGCAAGACAAGAUUACAUUAAACUCAUGUAUCAAAAAAAUCAGAUACACUUGCCUUAGUUAAACAAAGAACAAUCUUAUAUUUAUCACCUAUAUAUAAAAGUAAUUCUAUAGAUUUUCUUUCGUUAGACACCACCAAUCAAACAAGCAAGGAUGAUGCUACAUGGUUUUCCUCCAAUGGAUUUCUCUAUGGAUGUGGUUAGCGAAAACAUGAGUACACAAUUCUUCUCUUUUUAAUCCAAUUAAUUUUUGAUAAAAUACUUUUCUUUAAUUGCAGAGCUUGGAGAUGCAAGUGAAUAAUAACUGUGACCUUUGCGACCAAAAAGUAACGGAAAUUAUGCAGUCUAUCAUUGCUGUUUACUCUGUGACUUAUGGCAAUAUAAUGAAGCUGGAGGCUAGAGCUAACCCUAAUUUGUUUAUGGCGGUUGUUUAUAAGUAUCGCGAUCACGGCAAGAUCAUAAGGCUCCACUUUGAAGGCGCACCUAUCGCUCCUCAACCUGGAGAAGGAAGAGGAGGAGGAGCCUAUUACAACGCCCCUCAAGUUAAUUAUCCAUACCAUUCUCCUUAUGCUCCUCCACAGCAGCAGCUUCUCGCUGGAAACUUUGGUUAUCCGAUGUUGAAACCGCCUCCGCCACAGCAGAAGGAGACUCCAGAGGGGGUGUAUAAGCAGCAUACUGUGCCUCCUCCUUUUGCUAUGCAGCCGCCACCGCCAAUGCCGUUGUCUAGUUACUCUUACAUUGAACCUCCCUAUUGGCCGGUGGCUACGCCGAGUGGUGGUAAGUGUGUGAUUAUGUGAUGUGUGACGAAGAAUGGAGGCGUCUUGUUUUUGUCUCACAAGCUGCGUUUUGGUUUGUAUUCGUGAUCGCUGUUUUUUUUUAAAUGCGAUUGCGUUUAUAGACAAGUGGACUCUGAUUGUGUUUUCUUUUGUCUGAACAACAGUUAUAAAAGACAAAUCGUUGACUAGUGCCUAAUCUGUUUGAAACCAGAAUAAAGUUUGCAUUUUAAGAGACAUGUUUUAUGAUUGUAUUUCAUUUUUUAGAAGAAUAGUGUCAGAUAAAUGAUUGAUAACGAUCAUUAUGUACGUGCUUGUUGCUUCAUUGCUGACGACAUAAUUUUUCUAAUGCGUUUCAGACAAGUACCACGCAUAGAGAAUGCUCGAUUUGCUAGUUUAUUACUAGUGUCAUGGUUUAAAUCAAGAGAUCAGAAGUGCCUUCAUUUUUAGUUUAACUUUGGGAUUGGCUUACACGAAAAAAAAAACUUGAAAUCGGCGAUAAGACCUAGCCAAAAAGUUGUUUCUUUUUGCAUCAAAUUAACUCUAAUAUAUCUUUGGACACUAAUUAAAAUCAGAUCAAAUAUUGGUGAUGAGUAUGAAGAGUGUUGGGUUCAUCAUCAUUCCAAUACACAAUACGUCAAAAUACCCAUAGGAGUCCAAGGAACCAUUUACUGAUUAUUUCUUACUUCAAACAUGACCUCACUCUCUCAUCAUUUGCUUCUGGUGGUUAUCCCACUUCACCUUUCCACCAAAACUAUAUAUUUUGAAAUUUGAGCUAAAAGAGAAAAAACAAUUUUUAAUUGUUUUAGCUAUGCACCAUAAGCUUCCUUUUUAUGUACAUGAAAAUUAUUGCAUCUAUUUGCCUUUUUUUUUCCUCCAUCGUUCUAUAUAAACUCAAACAAUACCAUCUGAAUGUUCCCUACCCAAAAUAAUGAUUUGCUUGAGACUUUUACGAGUCUUGUGACUUCUUUGCGAAUCUUGUUUGAGCAAUAUUAUAGACGACAUUUUGUACAUGUAUACAUGUGUUUCGUUUUUUCUAAAGGAUAUAUGUGUUUAGUUUGAUCAUCUUUUUCUUUCAAUUUAUAUAAAUCAAUUCAUCAGCGUAAAAGAGGGGUAUUAUAAAAUACCUUACAAUUUAAAUAUAUAUAAAAAGAAGUAGCAAAAACAAACAAAAACCUUUUUUUCUUUCAAUAGGAAUGGACCCACUUUGAUUCUUAGGCCAUCUGCAUGGGGCGUGUCUUGUCCCGUCCCUUCUUCUUUAUUGGGUCGAAAAUAAUUCAGAAUGAAAUUAAAAUGGGUGGAACGUGCUGUAAGUAAGGGACAAUCGGGCUCGUCCCGAAGGAGAUGUGGCAUCACGUUAUUGGGCGAUGGAAACGAAGAAGGGACGGUGGUUUCGGCUCAUUCGCAUUCGGAAAAUUGAAAUCGAAAAUCGAAAAAGAAGAGCUCGAUGGCGACGAACUGAAGCAUCGAAUCGAAGAUCGAUCCUUUCCAAAUGAAAGCUACGACCUGAUCUCCUCGUUCCACCUGCGUUUAUAUUUGUAUUGGAAUAAAUGUUUGUUUGUUUUUUUAAAUUAUGAUUUGUAUUUUUUUAAAAUUUUUUUGUAAUUUUCUUAAUAUUUCAAUUUUAAUGUUAAACUUCUAUCAUAUAAGUUUUAUUUAAAACUUCUUUACAUAUGUUAUCAUUUAUUCAAAUAAAAAAAUUAAUUAAAUAAUAAACUAAGGGACAAUCAAAGUCCCACUAAUAAUCCACUUAAUCCCUUAUCUUAGGUCCCUUAAGAUAAAAGUUUAAUUAAAAAUGCUAAGGGACUUGAAACACAAUCCCACCAUUGUGGUUGCCCUUAGAGUGUGAUUGUUUAACUUGAUUCUUUUGUUU
This is a messenger RNA of Brassica napus (rape), 2954 nucleotides long. Its product is annotated as extensin-like. Lineage: Eukaryota; Viridiplantae; Streptophyta; Magnoliopsida; Brassicales; Brassicaceae. The transcript has 2 exons. Bases 596 to 1105 code for a protein of 169 amino acids. The record is from RefSeq and is a predicted model, not a curated record.